Melanotaenia boesemani (Boeseman's rainbowfish) is the source of this 1166-nucleotide messenger RNA. RefSeq names its product cytochrome P450 2K6-like. The coding region runs from base 16 to 792 and encodes 258 amino acids. The record is from RefSeq and is a predicted model, not a curated record. The transcript is spliced from 2 exons. Gene Ontology annotation, molecular function: monooxygenase activity; iron ion binding; zinc ion binding. NCBI's taxonomy places the organism in Eukaryota, Metazoa, Chordata, Actinopteri, Atheriniformes, Melanotaeniidae.
AGAUAGGACAGUGUGAUGAAUGUGCGAGGAAGAGACAAUGGGAAUGCAAAACUCACCUGUUAUGCCUGCGGCCAGAAAGGCCACAAAGCUGCGGAGUGCAAGUCGAAUGGAGCGCAAAGAGAGCCGAGACAGUGGUGCAGCUUCUGUAAAAAUGCCACACACAAAGAUACGCACUGCCGACGGAGGAAACGAGACAAGGUGAAGCAAGCGGUGGAUGAGGAAGAUCACACAUUCGCAUUCAAGGUGCAGUUGGAUGCCAUCCCGGUUAAUGUGGUGAAGGCGAGAGGCCUCAUGGUCGACUCGGGAGCGACAAAGCAUAUCAUCACAGACAUCGAGCGAUUUGUGGAGUUUGACUCGAGUUUCAAGCCGCAAAGCCAUAUUUUGGAGUUGGCUGAUGGAGAGCGGACCAGUGGUAUUGCACUGAAGAAGGGCACCGCCAAAGUUCACACAAGAGACAGCAAAGGCCGCAAUGUGACGAUGUUACUGGAGGGGGCGCUCUACGUUCCAUCAUUCUCCCAGGACAUCUUCUCGGUCAAAGCGGCUACAUCAAAAGGAGCGACCAUCAUCUUCAAGGAAGGACAAAACCAGCUCAUCCAUAGAAAUGGUCGCAGGGUGUGUCUUGGAGAGAGUCUGGCUAAGAUGGAGCUCUUCCUCUUCUUCACCUCCCUUCUCCAACGCUUUCGUUUCACCCCUCCACCUGGAGUUUCAGUAGAAGAACUGAAUCUGACACCAGCAACAGGCUUUGUCCUCGCUCCUUCUCCACAUGAGCUGUGUGCUGUCAGUCUGCAAUGAGGAAGAGGAGCAAAGUGUGGCAUUAUUAUUGAUCUCUGCACCACUGAUCAGUUUGAUCACUACUUCAUUCAUUGCAAUGCAUAAAAGUGGAAAGAGUGACAUUAAAAUAGAUACUGAUAAGUUUUAACUGAACAUACAGAAAUGUAAGUGUAGAUUUAGAAUGUGAUGUUCAAUAACAGAUUAAUACAAUCCAGAAUCAAGCUAAACAUAACUUUCUAACUUGUAUGUUGGACAUGCUAACUUUGCAUAGUCAGCUGAACGCCACAUGGCUUCAUUACCCAAGUAUUUGUUACAAAGCCUGUUUUUGUCUUAGAAAUAAAGGAAGCAAACAAAAUUAUGUUGCACAAUUUAAAAAGCUGUGGAGCGAGUCUUUU